GACCAAACGACGGGAGACAUUUUUGUGGGAUGGCUUAGGAGCUAUUCCAUAUUAUCUAUUUCUAUGCUUUAGCUCUUUUAUCGGGCAAUACCUCACAACCAACCAAACCCUUUGAAUUCAUAUUCUUUCAGUCCCUAAUCAUUCGAGCUAAAACAGUUUCUCCCACGGCUUGUUAUAUAUUUUCCAUAAUGGAGCAGCCGUAUGACGAGUACAGGGAGCCCUUUUCCACCCACAUUGUCCGAGAGCUGCUCCGCUAUGAGCUUGCCGCAGAACUCGCCUUUCGGCGGUUGGUGUUAUCCCCAACGGGUACGCGGGCUGACAAAGAAGAUAUAGAGAUCAUAUUGGAGAUAGAGAAUAGCACCAUGAAGGUGGAUUGCCAGGGAAUACCACAGUCAAAGAAUGCACUACAUUCGAAAUUGAAGACGUUCUGGACGCGGAUACGCCACACGUUCGGUAAAGUGGUAAAGAAGCGAUCAUCGAAAGCAAAAGCACAAACGGCUGUACCAUGGCACGGUUUUCGGCCCAAAGAGGCCUAUGAAGUUCUCGAUUAUGGUGUAGAGUGGCAUGCAAGGUUUAUACAGUGUAACAGAGCAGCGUUUGCGAAGCACACCUUUGCAACUACGGCGUACCACCCCGGGUCGUUCCUCUAGGGGUUAGCACAAUGAGGUUAAGGCAAAAUCCAUAAUUUAGACAUAUAGAGUGUGAUUUUAGCUCCCCGCUCAGAGUUCUUAGAAUUGUCUAGGGUCGUGAAGUCUUGAGUUGGGGAGGUGUGAAGGUAAGCAUGAUUUCAGGAAACGUUUGUGGCAGUACCUUUGCCAAGCAACUAUGACAAUGCGAUUGUAGCACAUAGUCAAUGCUGUUAUAAUCGAAAUAUAUAAUUAUCCCGAUAUGGUCCAUAAACAUCUC
Molecule: messenger RNA, 906 nt
Organism: Babjeviella inositovora NRRL Y-12698
Lineage: Eukaryota; Fungi; Ascomycota; Pichiomycetes; Serinales
Exons: 1
Coding region: 189-650 (153 amino acids)
Source: RefSeq, a predicted model, not a curated record